AUGGCGCGCGCCCUGCGACCAUUCGUGCUCGCUCUGGGGCUCGUUGCAGGAGGAUCCCAGCUUUUCGUUUGCGGGCCUUGGCGUACUCCCGUUUGCAGGCGUCGGGUCGCGCAGCAGUCAGAGAGCUCAGAGCCCAACGGCCCUGAAAGCCCUGAGGAUGUGCUGGCCAAGAGCCUGCCCUUCCUCACAGAUGAGUCGCUCAUUGCGGAUGACAUCAGCUACGAAGGCCUGUUGGCAACUUGCCAAGGCCGCGAGAGCUACCUGUCUGCCAUGCGCGAUUGGCAGCAGCUGGUUCCGGAGAGGCUCGAGGACUUCAAGGUCUUGAGUAUGGAAUCCUGGCGUCUAAACCCGGGAGUCGUCACUGCGAGGUGGAGCAUUGCCUUCGUCGCGCCGCUUCCGCCUUCGUGGAAGCUUCGCGAGCUGCCACCGGAUGCGCCGCUGCUCCCUGGGGCAAAGGUCCGCGUGGAGACGCAGCUGGUCGCAGAGAUGACGCUGAAUUCGGAGGGGAAG
Messenger RNA from Symbiodinium necroappetens, 510 nucleotides. NCBI's taxonomy places the organism in Eukaryota, Dinophyceae, Suessiales, Symbiodiniaceae. The record is from the annotation of a GenBank genome assembly.